AUGUUUAGUUGGUUGAGUCGGGAAGACAGCGGGAAGCAGGAUCUUUUCGACAAUGUGACUGAGGGUUUAAAAAAAAUAUAUAAAUCAAAAUUGAUGCCUCUGGAGCAGUUUUAUCAGUUCCAUGAUUUCCACUCGCCCCUCUUGGACGAUCCAGAUUUUGACGCGAAACCGAUGAUCCUUUUAGUUGGUCAAUAUUCGACGGGAAAGACGACUUUUAUCAAAUAUCUGCUGGAACGAGAAUUCCCUGGAAUUCGAAUUGGACCCGAGCCAACGACGGACAGGUUCAUCGCCGUGAUGUACGAUGAAAAAGAGGGCGUUAUUCCCGGAAAUGCGCUUGUCGUCGAUCCUAACAAACAAUUUCGACCUCUCUCGAAAUUCGGAAAUGCAUUUUUGAAUCGCUUCCAAUGCUCCACGGUUGCAUCGCCUGUUCUCAAGGGCAUUUCCAUUGUGGACACGCCUGGAAUUCUUUCGGGAGAAAAACAACGGGUGGACAGAGGAUACGACUUCACGGGCGUUUUGGAGUGGUUUGCAGAAAGAGUAGACAGAAUUAUUUUGCUUUUUGAUGCCCACAAAUUAGAUAUAUCGGACGAAUUUCGUCGAUCGAUAGAAGCCUUGAGGGGGCACGAUGACAAAAUCCGAAUCGUUUUGAACAAGGCGGACAUGAUCGAUCAUCAGCAGUUGAUGAGAGUUUAUGGAGCGCUGAUGUGGUCGCUUGGAAAAGUUUUACAGACACCGGAAGUCGCGAGGGUUUAUAUCGGAUCGUUUUGGGACCAACCACUCAGAUACGAUGUUAAUAGAAGGUUAUUCGAAGACGAAGAGCAGGAUCUUUUUAAAGAUAUGCAAUCCCUGCCGCGAAAUGCUGCGCUCAGAAAAUUGAACGACUUAAUUAAAAGAGCGCGUCUCGCAAAAGUUCAUGCAUACAUAAUCAGUGCUUUGAGAAAAGACAUGCCAACUGUUUUCGGCAAGGAUUCUAAAAAGAAAGAAUUGAUAAAAAAUCUCGGUCAAAUUUACGACCAAAUUCAACGAGAGCAGCAAAUUUCCCCGGGGGAUUUUCCCGAUUUGAAAAAGAUGCAAGAGAAUCUUGCGCAUCACGAUUUUACCAAGUUCAAUCCUAUUAAGCCAAGACUUCUGGAAGUGGUCGACAAAAUGUUGGCGGAGGACAUUGCAAAAUUGAUGGCAAUGAUCCCUCAUGAGGAAUCGUCAUCGUCCACUGAACCUAUCAUUAAAGGUGGUGCCUUCGAAGGAGUUGAGGACCAGGUCAGUCCCUUCGGGUAUAAAAGAGGGGAAGGUAUUGAUGCCGGUGCGGGUGAACCGGAAUGGAUCGUGAACAAGGAGAGAUACAAGUACGACACGAUGUUUGAAUCUCUCGGUCCCUCGGACGGAAAAAUCACCGGUGCAGCCGCAAAGUCGGAAAUGGUCAAGUCGAAGCUGCCGAAUAGCGUUUUGGGCAAAAUCUGGAAGCUCUCCGACAUCGACAAAGACGGCUAUCUGGAUUCCGAUGAAUUUGCGCUUGCAAUGCAUUUAAUCAGCGUGAAAUUAGAAGGAUAUGAUCUCCCAACGGAACUCCCUGAUCAUCUAGUACCUCCUUCAAAACGCGACGUAUGAAAUGCAAGUUUCACGACUUUUUUUUUUCUAGGCAAAAUACUGACAAAUAUUCUGCAGAAGACACUAUUCAUUAAAGAAUCAAAAAUUGCAGAAAUAACACGGAUAUUUUUCAAAGUUAGGACAUAUUUUUAGGAUUUAUUGGCAUUUUUUUUUCAGCUACAUUUCAGGUUGAUUUGUUGUUAGCUGCGACUUGAAAUGAUGAACUUGGUAGUGACGACAAGUUCUUGUAUAUAGACAUUAUAUUGUAAUGUCAUAAUUGUCUCGAAAAUAGGUACGCUUUAUUAUUUAUGACGACUUAAAGGAACUCAUUUCGCUUAUCAACAAGACAAUAUCUGAGCGGAACUUUCGUAUCAAAAGUUAAAUCGAGUUUUAUCGUUUGAAACAAAUUAAGUGCAAGCUUUGAUUAUAUUUGUAGUGGUUUGAGUUGGCUAGAAUUUGUAUGGAUUUUUAUAAAUUUGUACGAAUUUUUAUCGAGUUACCACCAACUUUUCUAAGGACGAGAGAACCAAAAAGUAUACCAGUGCACACUUAAAGUGUCUGAUACAGUACUACAGUUUUUUACUUUUGCGCAUCAAAUCUUCAAUAAUUACUGCGCAGAACUGCACCUUUUGAGUUUUGCGCAUAAAAUCUUCAAUAUUUUCUGCGCAAAAUUACAUUUUCUAAAUGUUGCGCAUCAAAUUUUCAAUAUUUGCCGCGCAAAACUGCAGCUUUCUUUUACUUUGCGCAUCAAAUCUGCAAUAUUUAAUGCGCAAACAACAGUUUUUUCAAAAACUACUUUGCGCAUCAAAUCUUCAAUAUUUGCUGCGCAAACUAAAUUUUUCUAAAUGUUGCGCAUCAAAUUUUUAAUAUUUUCCGCGCAAAACUGCAGCUUUCUUUUACUUUGCGCAUCAAAUCUGCAAUAUUUAAUGCGCAAACAACAGUUUUUUCAAAAACUAUUUUGCGCAUCAAAUCUUCAAUAUUUGCCGCGCAAACUAAAUUUUUCUAAAUGUUGCGCAUCAAAUUUUUAAUAUUUUCCGCGCAAAACUGUACUUUUUGAAAUAGUUUUUCGCUACAAACAUUGAUUAUUGCUGCGCAAAACGGGAGUUUUCUUUUACUUUGCGCAUCAAACCUUCAAUAAUUACUGCGCAGAACUGCACCUUUUGAGUUUCGCAAUAUUUAAUGCGCAAACUACAGUUUUUUAAAAACAAUUUUGCGCAUCAAAUUUUUAAUCAUUGCUGCGCAAACUCCAUUUUUUCUAAAUAUUGCGCAUCAAAUUUUUAAUAUUUUCCGCGCAAAACUGUACAUUUUUAAAUAGUUUUUCGCUGCAAAUAUUGAUUAUUGCUGCGCAAAACUGCAAUUUUUAUUUUUGCGUAUCAAAUCUUUAUUAUUUGCUGCGCAAACCUGUAGUUUUAACGACUUUUUCAAGAAUUGUUCACACCCAAAACCUUCUGCGAAUGUAAAUAUGCAAAUCGGACACGUAACGCAAGUUGAGAAACAAUUUGAAAACGCACAUUUUUUUCAAACACUUUCUCUUUUACACCGAUUUUCUAUUAUUUUGCCUUUUCUCGAGUUCGUUCCUCGCGGCUAUGUAAUUACCGUUUGCCUCACAAUUCAAUGAGUACAAAUGCAAUUGAAAAAAAACUAAUUCAUUAAUGUGAAUAAGAACGAGGGAAGCUUUAAGAUUGGUAGCAAUCAAUAUUUUCUACGGGAUUAAAAGUUCAGUUGUUAUUCGAGAAUUGAAAAGAGUGAUUGAGAAGAUAUUUUUGUGAAUUAUUGGUGUUUUAAGGUUUCGUUUGACGAGUUGAGAGGAUUUUUUACACCUUCCGGGGAGAGAGACUGAUUGAUAGGUGAGAAAUUAAUUUGUAACUGAGGAAAAGUGAAUUAUUUGUACAUGUUAGGAAGUGCAGAGUGACUAUUUUCACGCAAGAGAAAUAUUAUGUACUACGUAGUCAAAUAAGUAUUUAAAUUUAAUUUAAUGCUUUAAUUUUAAGAGCAACAAUUCACGUGUCGCAUUUAAAAUAUUGAGAUAUUCUGCACUGAUUUGUUGUUCAAUUUCAUUUAAUAUAUAUUUUCAAAAUAAAAUGGUGCAAUCCGAACCGGGUGGAAAUUGAAAGAUCAUUUAUCCAUUUAUGUAUGCGGAAAAAAGUUACAUAAAGUCCGUGUAUUGGAGAAAUUUUGUAUAUCCAAUUUGUUAUAAUAUUAUGAAUAUAAAUUCUAUACUAUUAGUUUUUCCGUGUCUCGAAUUUUUAAAUAAAUUGUUUAAAGAGU
Molecule: messenger RNA, 3852 nt
Organism: Belonocnema kinseyi
Lineage: Eukaryota; Metazoa; Arthropoda; Insecta; Hymenoptera; Cynipidae
Gene: Past1
Product: EH domain-containing protein 3
Exons: 6
Coding region: 1-1605 (534 amino acids)
Biological process (GO): endosomal transport; endocytosis
Cellular component (GO): plasma membrane; cytoplasm
Molecular function (GO): GTP binding; calcium ion binding; protein binding
Source: RefSeq, a predicted model, not a curated record